UUCAUAGCCCCAACCUCGAAUUAGCCCCUUGGCCCUUGCAAUAUAUUAUUAUAGACAUCGAAUAUCUUUGCAUUGUCUUUGCUACUUAACUUCAAGAAGAACACUCAGUAUGGCUGCUAAAGAAAUCCAGAAGGUGCCUUAUGACAAGAUUCCAAGAUGGAGCUUGCACAAUUGGCUGGUAUUCUUGUACGAGAGAGCUCCUCCGUUAGUGUUUGGACUGCUGGCAGCUGGACCUUGUUUAUCUGGCCUGAUGUAUGCCGAAGGAUCAGUGGACUGGGAUAAAUUUGCCUGGGGGCUCAUUGGAAUGAUGACGCUGCUGUUGUUGGUGAGGGUGAUGGACGACGUUAAGGACUUUGAGAAGGACAAGAUCGUUCACCCUGAUAGACCCCUCCCCCGUGGUCUCCUGCGAUACGACGAGAUGUGCACAGUGAUAAACAUCACCAUAGUAGCCAUGCUCGCCUACUCUAUUGUCAUGGGCCUCAGGUUCAACUGGACAGUCACUGGUCUCUAUCUACUUAUAAUCUUCUACGCCUUCCUGAUGUACAUUGAAUUUGGCAUAUCAAAAUGGUUGGACGAGCACGUGAUGAUUAACGGCCUCAUUCAUCAGCUCUCAAUAUACUUUGGAGCGCUGUUCAUCACUGGUCUCGGGGGCUCACCCUGGUACAAUCUGACAGGGUGGGUAUAUCUCGGCAGUGUCGGCUUCUCAGGGUUCUUUACGUACGAGAUAUGCCGGAAACUGGAUCCCACUCUCCCAAGGUUGAAGGGUACGUACCUGGUGGUGUGCGGGAAGUGGCCUACCUUCCUGGCCGUGCUGGCUACAGUACUGGUAGGUGUGGUCUCCUCAUAUGCUAUGGGACUACACCGGCUGUUGUGGCCGUUAGAGGCAGUCAUGAUUCUGAGUGUCCUGGUGUUGUUCCUGUUGCCGUUGAGGGGCCCAAAGCCCAAGUCUCACAAACCAGUGGAGGCUCUCUCCAUCAUCUACCUCCUCACACACAUGUGGUCUCCCUAUAUAUCAUCAUUCUUUUAAUACGAACUUGUUAAAUUUCACUGCUCUCAUCAAUUAUGAUUUCAGGAAGUAUUUUUAGAUAAGACUUAUGCAAACAAAAUGGUUAUGACGAAUUUACCUCAUUACAUUUUUAACAAUCUCAACUUGA
Molecule: messenger RNA, 1154 nt
Organism: Halichondria panicea
Lineage: Eukaryota; Metazoa; Porifera; Demospongiae; Suberitida; Halichondriidae
Exons: 8
Coding region: 110-1027 (305 amino acids)
Cellular component (GO): membrane
Molecular function (GO): transferase activity, transferring alkyl or aryl (other than methyl) groups
Source: RefSeq, a predicted model, not a curated record